GGACCACCCACGGACCAUUUACCAUACAUGUACCAACAAAAGUCAGAAAAAGUCAGAACCACGUGUAUGUCGUAGCUGAAUUCAGAUUGAUACAUUCCGCCCUGAAUGAAAUUAUAGAAUGGCAGAUUCGGCGAAGACUUCAGCUCCAGGGAAGAGCAUAGCCGUGGAAGAGCUGCUAAAGAGAAUAUUUGAACAAUGUCAAAAACAUGCUCAGGAGGGUGACAAGGAUAGCGAUGACGAGAUAUCCGACGACGAAGAAUCAUCCGAGUCUAACGAUGAUGAUCUUGUGGAGAUAGCGUAUUCAGCAGCCUUGGGUACAAUAAAGCCGUAUGACUAUGAGCCGCUGGUCCCGGAAGCUCAGGCCAAGGCCGACGCUGAAAAACGUGCCAAGGAGGAAGCAGCUGAGGCAGCGAUGGCGUACCGGCUUGGAAACAACGACUGGUGUUCCUGUGGGGGUUGUCAAGCAAUGCCAACGGUAAAGGAGUCUGUAUGCUGCAAGGAAGUUGAAAUGAUCAUCAGAAAAAUGAAUGCAUUUGAGGCUGAGCAAUAUGGCCUGAACUGCAUAACGGAACAUCCAGGAUUUCAACCUGUGUGUUUGAACAAAUAUGUUCUCGAGACGGCGCUCUACCAGUUCCUUCAGGAGUUCAAGAAUGCAUAUAUUCACAAUGACACUGAGAGAUACCGUAACCUUGCUCACCGGCAGCUAACGAGGUGGUGCUGGCAUUUCCUCAGUCGGAAUCUGAGUAAGAUGGUCACUAUCCCAUCGUGUGCCCUUGUAAAGAUCCACCAGGCUUUUCCAUAGGUCAAAUGUACCAUUGCUUAUAACCUCUUACAUUUUUGUUCUGUAAAAAGUUAAAGGUCAAGUCCACUCCAACAAAAUGUUGAUUUGAAUCAAUAGAGAAAAAUCAGACAAGCACAAUGCUGAAAAUUUCAUCAAAAUCGGAUGUAAAAUAAGAAAGUUCUGACAUUUCAAAGUUUCGCUUAUUUUUAACAAAAUAGUUAUAUGAACGAGCCAGUUACAUCCAAAUUAGAGAGUCGAUGAUGUCACUCACUCACUAUUUCUUUUGUUUUUUAUUGUUUGAAUUAUACAAUAUUUCAAUUUUUACGAAUUUGACGAUUAGGACCUCCUUGCCUGAACCACAAAGUGUUAAAAUAAUGGAAUUCCACGUAUUCAGGGAGGAAUGAAACUUCAUUUCACAUGACAAUGAUGAGAAAAUCAAAAUAUUUCAUAAUUCAUAUAAUAAAAUACAAAAGAAAUAGUGAGUGAGUGAUGUCACCAGUUCCCUCAUUUGCAUACCGACCGGGAUGUGCAUAUAACUCUUUUGUGAAAUGAAGCGAAACUUUAAAAUGUCAUAACUUUCUUAUUUUACAUCCGAUUUUGAUGAAAUUUUCAGUGUUAUGCUUGUUGAAUUUUUCUCUUUUUAUUCGAAUCAAGUUUUUGUUGGGGUGGACUUGUCCUUUAAGUACAAGAUAUUGAGAUGAAUAAAUGAUGUUGUUUAGGUAUUGACAGAAUUUAGUGUUCUCUUAAUGUAGGGUAUAAGCAUACAAGUUUAUGUCGUUGUUGUUGUCAUAAAAAAACCUGCAGAGGGAAAAGGAAUUUUGAAAACCAUAUUUGGAUUUCAAUAUUUAGGUAUGUUUCGUAGGCCUUCUUAAUUAUGGAGGACUCCAAUCUUAAUCAUAAAAAUGUGUAUGAAAGAAUAGAAAAUUAAGUAAAGAAUGAUAAUAGUUUAAAAGAAAUUGGACAAGGAACGAGUUAUUGCUGUAAAUUGUACAUGUACUUGUAUGUAAAUUUUGAAUCAUAGGCAAUCUUGUGUUGUGAGUUGUGACAACUGGUAGGGACAACUUUCCCAUAGCCAUUACUUAAUUAUCAGGGAUUUGUAGUUUUCUCAAAUUCUCAUGGUAGCUAUUCCCCUGAAAAUUGCAGUUUUAGAUCAAAACUCAUUUUGUAUUUUAUGACUCAUAAGAAAUAAGGUUCAUGUUCAAUAACCAGUUUAGGGAAAUCUUGUGAGGAAUUAUUUGAACUUGUAUGUGAUAACAGAUUUCUAUAUGACUGAGUAAAUUCUAAUCAUAAGGUAUUCAUAUGCUGCAAUGUUAUAGUACUAGGAAAUUUAGCAAGUAGGCCUACAUGUAUGCAUUUUGUUCAAUUUGAUAUCUUAUAUUCAAGAGAAGCAACUUGAAAAUGCUACAUAUUUACAUACAUAGUAACAGUCUAAAUUAGUGAUGAUAUGUUUGAUUUUUGUUAUAAGUUGAUUGAGUCUUUUGGUAGUUGCUUGAUUUCAGGCACAAACCCCUGUUUGGGUUUUUUUAAGCACUUGAUAUUGGUCUUAAAUAAUUAUUAAGUCUAGUAGAGAGGUACAGUAUUUUGCAUUUCAACUUGUGGUAGACUUUUUGUUGACUUUUUUUGUUUCCUUUGUGGUAGACACAUUUGUUGAUUGAAGCAUCAAGUGUCAAUUAGGGUUUUUGUUUGCAGAAUAGCCACUGCCAUUAAUGAUGUUUAAACAGUACUUUAUCACAUGACAAUUGCCAAAUGAUAAGUUCACUUGCCAAAUCACAUGAACAAUCUGUAAUAGGUAGUAGGUACAUGUAUUGUUGGCAAUGGGCUCUAAAAAGCAUAAACAAAGAGUAGAUAAGCUACAUUAUUAGAAUAAUGUACCAGUCUCUAUGUGCAUUUGCAUACUUUUUAUACUACAUAUAAAUGGCUGCUGUAUAUAUAUAUAUAUUGAGCUUCUAUUUUGCACCUUUAACAUUUAUGAAGUAUAUAUAUUUUUUGUUGAUCCAGUUUUUAUAUGAAAUUUGAAAAAAAAAAUACAGUAACGUUGUAAAUUAAAAAACAGAUUAAACAUGCUAUUGAGUUGCAGUCACUGAAAA
This is a messenger RNA of Lytechinus pictus (painted urchin), 2868 nucleotides long. RefSeq lists its product as uncharacterized. The record is from RefSeq and is a predicted model, not a curated record. The coding region runs from base 119 to 802 and encodes 227 amino acids. NCBI's taxonomy places the organism in Eukaryota, Metazoa, Echinodermata, Echinoidea, Temnopleuroida, Toxopneustidae. The transcript has 3 exons.